Molecule: messenger RNA, 1943 nt
Organism: Carya illinoinensis
Lineage: Eukaryota; Viridiplantae; Streptophyta; Magnoliopsida; Fagales; Juglandaceae
Product: mannan endo-1,4-beta-mannosidase 6-like
Exons: 6
Coding region: 316-1506 (396 amino acids)
Molecular function (GO): hydrolase activity, hydrolyzing O-glycosyl compounds
Source: RefSeq, a predicted model, not a curated record
CUCAGCACAGAUCCGGUCGGGAUUCCUGUAUGAAGUUCCUUCCUGUUCUUAUCUUGGUGGGUAGUGCAGUUGUUUACCCCCAAAGUUUGAAACUUUUUCAAAAUCCAAUGGGUUCAAUUGCCUCCAAUUCACACUAUGUUACUCAAUGCCCCCGACUCCAACGUACCUUAGGAGUAAUGCAUUUACAACUUUACUCCUACUCUUCAAUUGUCGGUGUCUCUAGGCCAUAGCUGAAAACGAAUUUGAAGACAAUACAUAUAGCGAAGGAAACGAAAUUGUCUUGGCUUCAAAGCUAGGAUUGAUGAGUGGGGGGCCAUGGAAGACAAUGCAUGGCAAAUGGUGGAGAAGAAAGGGAACCAAUUUGUGGUUAACGACCGACCUUUCUAUGUUAAUGGAUUCAACACUUACUGGUUGAUGGUAUUUGCUGCGGAUCAAUCCACCAGAGGAAAGGUCACCGAUGCGUUUAAGCAAGCAUCUUCAGUGGGACUAACAGUUUGUAGGACUUGGGCAUUUAACGAUGGACAAUGGCGAGCUCUUCAGAAAUCUCCUUCGGUCUACGACGAGCAAGUUUUCAAGGCCCUGGAUUUUGUGGUGAGUGAAGCAAAGAAAUACAAGAUCAGGCUCAUAUUGUCAUUAAGUAACAACUGGGAUGCAUAUGGUGGCAAAGCACAGUAUGUGAAAUGGGGAAAAGCUGCUGGCCUGAAUUUAACAUCAGACGAUGACUUCUUCUCCAAUCCUACCCUCCGGGGGUACUACAUGGCGCAUGUUAAGACGGUGCUUAAUAGAAUAAAUACACUCACAAAUAUAACUUACAAGAACGACCCCACUAUCUUUGCGUGGGAACUAAUGAACGAGCCACGUUGCACCUCGGAUCCCUCUGGAGAUAAACUACAGUCAUGGAUACAAGAAAUGGCAGUUUAUGUGAAGAGCAUUGAUCCAAAACACUUGGUGGAGAUUGGUUUGGAAGGGUUUUAUGGCCCCUCAACACCUAACAAAGUUCAGUUCAACCCAAAUAAAUAUGCUCAGCACGUGGGAACUGACUUCAUUAGGAACCAUCAGGUUCUUGGUGUUGAUUUCGCUUCUGUUCACAUUUAUGCAGACUCUUGGAUUUCAAAAUCAAUUUCUGAUGCCCAUCUGAAAUUCACAAAGUCAUGGAUGGAAGCUCACAUUGAAGACGCAGAAAAAUAUCUUGGGAUGCCAGUUGUGUUUGGUGAAUUUGGUGUAUCUGCAGAGGACCCUGGCUAUAAUCCGUCAUUCCGGGACAACCUUCUCGGCACAGUGUACAAGACCCUAUUGAACUCUACGAAGAAGGGAGGGAGUGGAGGCGGGAGUCUCUUGUGGCAGCUAUUUCCUGAAGGGACAGACUACAUGGAUGAUGGAUAUGCAAUUGUUUUAUCAAAAUCUCCUAAAACGUCAAACAUCAUAUCCCUUCAUUCCUCAAGACUUGCGGUCGUUAACUCCUUAUGUACUUGGAAAUGCCGUUGGGGCUGCAGGAAGAAGCAAUGAACAUGGUUUGGAGACAUCCCUCUGGAAUGAGGAUGUGAAAAAAUUAAACAUGAGAAAGAAAAUGUCCGAAUCAUCAUGUGGUGGGAAAACAAAAGGGUAGUAUGAUAUUUCCAGCAUGCUUUGGCGGAAUCAUAAGCGCGCGCACCAGCAUUGCUUUAAUCGAAACCUGUCUUUGCCAUCUCAGAGCAAUGGCAUUGGCCUGGCCUGGCUUGAGCUUUGAGCUUAGGCCAGUCACUGUUUAUUGACCAAAUAUUAUUUUAUUAAUUAAACUUAUCCCAACAGUUUAUUGGAGGGAGCGUUUACGUUGGUCUCUGUUUCAUGACUCGGCUGUGUUUCUUUUUCCUUUUUAAUCUUUUUGGAUUGUUUGUGAAUCCAUGGCUGUAAAUCACACUGGAAUGGAAAUAUUCUUUACUGUCGUAUUAUGAUUGUGUAUGAAA